Messenger RNA from Scomber scombrus (Atlantic mackerel), 2700 nucleotides. It is a transcript of the gene rfk, whose product is annotated as riboflavin kinase. The record is from RefSeq and is a predicted model, not a curated record. The transcript has 4 exons. Gene Ontology annotation, biological process: FMN biosynthetic process; riboflavin biosynthetic process. Gene Ontology annotation, cellular component: mitochondrion. The coding region runs from base 432 to 941 and encodes 169 amino acids. Gene Ontology annotation, molecular function: riboflavin kinase activity. NCBI's taxonomy places the organism in Eukaryota, Metazoa, Chordata, Actinopteri, Scombriformes, Scombridae.
AUGUACUUUAACCGGUUCUCUCUCAGCACCAGGACUUCAUUUUUAACCACCACAGCGCGAGUGACCCAAGUGACAGCGAGGACUGUCAUCUUCAGAGUACUGUAAGUUACAACAAAGACCUUUGGAUAAAACCGUUUCAGGAGCAGUUUGCCUGUGGUGGCGCUAGCCGUGGUCUGUUUAACUAGCAUAGCUUGUCAACUUUCACCGUCGCUACUCAGUGAGUAAUGUUCAACUUUAUCCUAUAAACCUGGUAGCCAGGUACCCGCAGGUAAAGCUGAGUACAAGUGCGUACUUUAAACUUUCCAAAGGUAAGAUCUCAGCCCUGCUAGCUACCGAAAAGGUGGCGACAGAGUAGCCGGAGUGCUUUGUGUCUUUCGAGGUCAUCCUGUCCGGUUAAGACAUCCAGCUGUUACCAGGAAGCAGAGUUAGGCAUGAAGAGCCUUCCGUACUUCAGUCGGGGAGAGGUCAUCCGAGGCUUCGGGAGAGGGAGCAAAGAGCUGGGAAUCCCUACAGCCAACUUCCCAGACUCAGUGGUGGACAACCUCCCAGCAGAUAUCAACACAGGGAUCUACUAUGGUUGGGCCUGCGUGGGUAACGGUGACGUCUACAAGAUGGUGAUGAGCAUUGGCUGGAACCCUUACUACAAAAAUACCAAGAAAUCUAUGGAGACUCAUGUGAUCCACACGUUCAAAGAAGACUUUUAUGGGGAAAUUCUCAGUGUUGUUAUGGUGGGCUACAUCCGUCCAGAGAGAAGCUACGACUCACUUGAAGCCCUCAUUGCUGCCAUCAACAAUGACAUAGAGGAGGCCAAGGUCAAACUGGAGCUCCCAGAGCAUCUCAAAUUGAAAAACGACAACUUCUUCACCAGCACCCCCAUCUUGUCUUCAGCCCCGCCCACCACUACUGCAUCCACAUCACAGACUAUUAUGAAUGGCCACUGACAGCUGGCUGCGACUGCAGCACACACACAUAUGCACGCAUACAUACACACAUCAGAACAACAGAGAUGUCCAUGUAUGUACUCAUUAAAAUGCACAACUUAAUUCUGAGAUCGCUUAGCUGUCGCCAUGGCUAUUCAAGGGCAUAAUCAUAAACCACCAAUCUUUUUUUUUUUUUUUUUUUAAAUGUAUUCCUUUACUUUGUCUUUGUGUCUUUGAUCGGUUUAAAGUUUAAACUGUUAAACUUCCCAAUUGGGUUUGUUACAGAUUACGUUCAUUUGUGUAUAUAUUCACACCAGAUUGCCUCAUAUCAUAGCAUAGCUGUACGUUAAAGACACAAAAUAUAAGCAGUGUUGUAAAAAUCUGUGUUUAAAGAACUUCGUAAAUAUACCAUAAACUCAACUGUGUGAACACUAUCCAGCCAAGGUCAUACACCUUACUUAUGUAGUCCUUUUCUGUUGAGAUUUGUUUUGGCAUCAGAUUGGUGGAGAGAAAGUCUGGGCAUUAUUAUCUGUAACAAACACAGUACAGCACAGUGACAGUGACUUAUGCAACAGUGUGGCAAAUACAAUGUAUCUGUCUGAAGAAAAGGAGAUUAAAUUAUGAAAUAAUGUAAAUUUAAAGUUUACAUUUCCCUCUUGAGAAAAUGUCUUUGUGUGACACAAGCCCUAUAACUGUAUAAUUGAUUAUUGUAUAUCAUUUCAACAUAUUCACCCUUUGGAAUGAAUUGGUACUGUACUUAUUCUUUCUUUCCACCUUUGUUUUUUGGGUGUUUAAGGAUUUGUAGAUGAAUGCAAGAAGAUCUGUUUUUUUUAUCCCUGCAGCUCGCCUGGUGCUCAGACCUGCAGUCUGUCUGUCUCUGUGGGUUUGUUACAGAUAGUAAAACAUUGAUAGGUGAGAGGAGAGGAAGAAGAAUCAAGUCCAUAGCUCCAAGAGGGUAACAGUCAUGUAAAUGGACACAAAUUCACACCAUUAAAAAUUAAAGGAUGAUUAGUCUGAAAAUGUUGAAAGAAGAUUAGUCUUCAAGUUUUUAAAGAAUAUGUUUAAUUAUUGUGAAGGAAUACCUCUUUACUCAUUGGGCCUGUGUGUGUGUGUGCGUGCCUGCACCUGUUGAUAUGAAACAGUCCAACUGAAACGAUGUACAAUUCAUUGAACCCCUGUAAAAUAAUUGUUUUAAAUGAAAGAAAUGGGAGUCUAGCAAUAUGAUUUUGGGUUUAAAAUCUGUAUUGUUUUUAGAUUAUUAAAGUGUUUAUUUAGGGAGCAAAAGAAAUGACUGCAUUUUAUGAAUGUUGACAAUCAUGCAACAGUAGCUAUGAUUCUUUCACAUGAAGAGCUUAGCUGUUUUUGCAGGCACCUUUCUGUUUUCAGUCUGAUGGCUUUUUAUAUUUCCUUUUAAUCAGUUUAGUUUCCUUAAAAGCAGGUGAACAGUGUUUAAGUUUGUAAAAGCCUGUAUAUUGUUCAGGCCAACUAAAUGAAAACGCCUAUACUGGAAGCAGUACUUCACUUUAAUUCUGUAACCAAAUCUACUAUACAAAGCUUUUAUAGAUUAGAUGCUACAUAAGACAAUAUAUUUAUCUUCUAAAGCACUUAAUGUACUGAAAAAACUUCACUAACUUUAGUGAUGUGCUGCUUCUUCAAACCAGUCAAUUCUUUAGAAAGAGAUUUUAAGAUUAAUUCUUAACGCAUCUGACUGUCAGAUGUCAGAUUGUUUAUUGUAGUUAACACAGGGACCAGGGUUAAUGUAUGUAUAGCUAAAGGUUGA